Messenger RNA from Dama dama (fallow deer), 3619 nucleotides. It is a transcript of the gene WDR75, whose product is annotated as WD repeat domain 75. Bases 55 to 2550 code for a protein of 831 amino acids. The record is from RefSeq and is a predicted model, not a curated record. NCBI's taxonomy places the organism in Eukaryota, Metazoa, Chordata, Mammalia, Artiodactyla, Cervidae. Gene Ontology annotation, cellular component: nucleolus. Gene Ontology annotation, molecular function: protein binding; RNA binding. The transcript is spliced from 21 exons. Gene Ontology annotation, biological process: positive regulation of rRNA processing; positive regulation of transcription by RNA polymerase I.
CGUAGAGGAAGCUCGUGGUGGGGCCGACGAUAUAGCCCUUGCGCGUGCGCCAAGAUGGUGGAGGAGGAGGGCAUCCGCGUGGUUCGUUGUGGCGGCAGCGAGUUGAACUUCAGGAGAGCGGUGUUCUCUGCGGAUUCUAAGUAUAUCUUCUGUGUCUCUGGAGACUUUAUUAAAGUUUAUAGCACAGCUACAGAAGAAUGUGUGCAUAUAUUGCAAGGGCACAGAAAUCUGGUGACCGGAAUCCAGCUCAAUCCCAACAACCAUCUACAGCUGUAUUCUUGUUCCUUUGAUGGCACGAUUAAACUGUGGGACUAUAUAGAUGGCAUUUUGAUAAAGACCUUCAGGGUUGGAUGUGAACUUCAUGCCCUCUUUACUCUUUCCUGUGCUGAGGAUUCUGUGUUUGUUACAAUAAAUAAAGAAAAACCAGAUGUCUUUCAGCUGGCUUCAGUGAAACUACCAAAAUCAUCAAGUCAGGAAAUAGAAGCUAAGGAGCUCUCCUUUGUUUUGGAUUACGUAAACCAGUCACCCAAGUGCAUUGCCUUUGGAAAUGAGGGGGAGUAUGUUGCUGCAGUACGGGACUUCUACUUGUCUGUUUAUUUUUUCAAAAAGAAAAAAACAACAAGGUUUACCUUAUCAUCAUCAAGAAAUAAGAAACACGCUAGGAACAACUUUACCUGUGUAGCCUGUCACCCAAAGGAAGAUUGCAUAGCAACUGGUCACAAGGACGGCAAAAUUCGUCUUUGGAGGAAUUUUGAUGAUGAAAAGAAAUACACAUAUACAUGUUUACAUUGGCAUCAUGAUUUGGUUAUGGAUUUGGCUUUUUCAGUGACAGGCAGCAGCCUGCUGAGCGGGGGCCGUGAGUCUGUCCUCGUGGAGUGGCGUGAGGCAGCAGAGAAGAAUAAGGAGUUCCUGCCCCGCUUAGGAGCCACCAUUGAACACAUCUCAGUGUCACCAGCCGGGGAUUUGUUCUGUACUUCACAUUCCGAUAACAAGAUAACAAUCAUCCACCGAAACCUUGAGGCGUCUGCAGUAAUUCAAGGCCUAGUGAAAGACAGAAGUAUCUUUACCGGUUUGAUGAUUGACCCAAGAACUAAAGCUUUGGUUUUGAAUGGGAAACCUGGCCACCUGCAGUUUUAUUCUCUCCAAAGUGAUAAACAGUUAUACAAUUUAGAUAUUAUACAGCAAGAAUAUAUCAAUGAUUCUGGUCUGAUCCAAAUUGAGCUAACAAAGGCUGCGUUUGGCUGCUGUGGUAAUUGGCUUGCAACGGUGGAACAACGUCAAGAAAAGGAAACUGAACUUGAAUUGCAAAUGAAACUGUGGGUGUAUAAUAAGAAAACACAAGGGUUUGUCCUUAAUACAAAGGUUAACAUGCCACAUGAGGACCACAUCACAGCUCUCUGUUUCUGUAAUGCAGAAAAAUCUGAAAAUUCCACGUUGGUUACAGCAAGUAAAGAUGGUCACUUCAAAGUGUGGAUAUUAACAGAUGAUUCUGAUAUAUACAAGAAGGCUGUCGGCUGGACCUGUGACUUUGUGGGCAGCUAUCAUAAAUACCAAGCAACCCACUGUUGUUUCUCUGAAGAUGGCUCCUUACUAGCAGUUAGUUUUGAAGAAAUAGUUACAAUAUGGGAUUCAGAGACUUGGGAGCUUAAAUGUACAUUUUGUCAACGAGCUGGGAAAAUAAGGCACCUUUGCUUUGGGAGAUUGACUUGUUCCAAGUAUCUUCUUGGUGUCUCUGAAAAUGGCAUUCUGUGCUGUUGGAAUCUGCUCAGUUGUGCAUUGGAAUGGAGUACGAAAUUAAAUGUGAGAGUUAUGGAACCUGAUCCCAAUUCAGAGAAUAUUGCUGCAGUCGCUCAGUCUUCUGGGGGUUCAGACUUGUUUGUAUUUAAACCUAGCGAGCCAAGGCCAUUGUAUAUUCAAAAGAAUAUCUGCAGAGAGGAAGUCUUGUGGGGAGUGUUUGUUCCCCGAGAUGUUCCUGAAUCAUUCACCUCAGAAGCUUACCAGUGGCUCAACAGAUCCCAGUUUUACUUCCUAACAAAAUCACAGAGUUUAUUGACGUUCAGUACACAGUCUCCAGAAGAGAAACUCACACCCACAAGCAGACAGUUACUAGCAGAAGAAAGUCUUCCAACAACCCCAUUUUAUUUCUUACUGGGAAAACACAGGCAGCAACAGCAGAAUGACAAGUUAAAUGAAGCUCUGGAGAAUGAGCUGGUACAGCUGCCCUUAACAGAAAACAUACCUGCAAUUAGUGAGCUUCUUCGCACUCCAGCCCACGUGCUGCCAUCUGCUUCGUUCCUCUGCUCCCUGUUCGUAAACUCACUGCUGCUGUCUAAGGAGACUAAGAGUGCUGAAGAAAAUCCUGAUGAUGUCGAUAUGGAAGAAGAAAAAGAAAGUGAUGAUUCAGAUGAAGAAAGUAAUUUCACUGAAAAGAUCCAGGAUAUAAAUAACACAGAUUUGGAAGAAGACGUUAUACAUCAGUUGUCAAAAUCAGAAGAAAAGGAACUGAAGAAAUUUAGGAAAGUAGACUACAGCUGGAUAGCUGCUCUCUGAGCCUUGGGGAGUGGGGGAGGGUUUGCACUUUGUGUUUGUAUUUUGGUUUGUUUCUGUUGUAUGUCGAUACUCCACAAAUCUAUUUAAAUGUUAUUCCUGUUCUUGAAAUGUUAAAUACUAACAGGCUUUACUCUUAAGUAACUGGUAACAUGAAGUUGUGUAUACGUCAUGUUUUACAGUUGCCGUGUACAUCAUCAUCUCAUUUCCCUUAUCAGCCUUAAAGGAGAGCUGGAAGUUGAACUUGUACAGCAUAGGUCCCUUUAUCUGCAAUUUGGAGAUAUAAAAAGUUUUUUUAAGGUUUUGUAGAUAGUGUUUUAAUUUCAGAAUUUAUUUGGUGGCCAAGUAUGACUUGAACUGAUGUGAGGUUCUCUACAGUCUUGAUUCAUCACUCUUGUAUAUUUCUCAUAGAGAAAUUUAGGGAAAUGAUUUGAUUAUGGUAGUAUUUCACAGACUUCACUGAGGAUGUUAUAUAAUACAAGCUGCCUAAAAUCUGAAAAAUUCUAGAUGCACAUCAUCUGACUCCAUACCUUUCAGAGAAGGUGUCUACUAGUAAAGACGGUUUUCAUGACAGCCUUAGAGCCAAUAAGAAGAGCUAGUAACUCUGUUACUGUGUCUACUGAGUCACGUAAUAAUCACUUUGGAGUUUUCCAAUUCAAUGAUACUCUUCUAUAAAAUCUAUAUUAAAAAGUUAAUGCAAAAACAAGUGUACACAUCAUAAGCGCACAUCUCAGGGAAUGUUCACAAAUUGCUAUAGUGGCUAUUUUUUAAUAUUUUUAUUUCUUUAGAUUCUGUUUCUACUAUUUUGGGAGUUUACACUUUUAUAUUGGUACUCAUUGAAAGUACCCUUUUAAAUUUUUAUAAUAUGCUUAAACAUCUAUAUGGUUUAUAGACUUAGAGAGUGUCUUACACUGACUAUCUACUAUGGUGGUUAAAACAGCACAUUUAAUGUCCCUUCAUGUCUCUUUAUGGCCUCUCCGGUUAUUUGGUCAUUUUGUUGGUUUUCAUGGAUGUUAAACACUGUUGAAUAAAUUAGUACAAAGCAGAACAAUUAUGGAUCUUUUUUUCUCUU